GGGAAUUGGGGGAUUGAGGAGGCGGGGUCCUCCCGAGCUAAUGCAUUCUUUCCCCCCAUUCCUUUCCUGCCUGGCUCCGCACUGGGAGGGAAGCGGCGUCUGGUUUUCCCAAGGGCUGAACCAGUGGCCCCUUCGGGGCUGCGGUAAGGUGCACCCGGCCGGCCGCUUUGCCCGUUUGGGGAUCUCUUUUGCAUCUUGGCAUUCGCUUGCAGUUUUGGAGAAGAGCCGCUUGGACUUGGGAGUGCCUCCAGUCAAGACAGUCCUUGCCUUGAGACAAAAGAGGAAGGCGUUUGAAGUGUCCCUGGAGUACAGGUCAAAGAUGGAAGAGCAAGACUCAGCUGGCCCUGAAGGAGGAGGAGGCCCCAAUACCAUCAAGACUCGAAGCGGUGGGAAAUUCUGGGAAAGAACCCUGCAGAAGAUUCUGGGAGAGGAGGACACCCUCAGUUUAGAAGUACAGUGCCAGCGCUUCAGGCAGUUCGGCUACCAGGAGGCCAAGGGCCCCCGAGAGGUCUGCAGCCGACUCCACCAUCUCUGCCAUCAGUGGCUGAAGCCUGAGAAGCACACAAAGAACCAGAUCCUGGACCUGGUGAUCCUGGAGCAGUUCCUGGCUGUCCUUCCCCCGGAGAUGGCGAGCUGGGUGAGGGAAUGUGGAGCACAGACCAGUUCCCAGGCGGUGGCCCUGGCCGAAGGUUUCCUCCUGAGCCAGGCUGAGGACAGGAAGCAGGAAGAACAACAGGAGGGAUGUCCGAAAUCCCCAAGGCCUGACCCUUCUUCCUCCAGAGAUGGAGAACUGGGUUUCCUUCUGAGUCAGGCAGAGGAACAGAAGCAGGAACAGCAGCAGGUAAAGGGUCUGUUUGCAGAAGUGGCAACUGGUUUUCUUGAUACCGAGAAGGCUCCAUCAUACCCCAGAGAGAGUUCACUGCAAAGGUGGACUGUGCAGGAGACUGCCGGAGGUGCCACCUUGCUGCGAGACGAAAUUAUGCCAGCAAGACCUGCUCAGCCAUCUCUUCUGUGUGGUGGAGGGGAAGCAGCUGCUGUGACACCGGAUCAGGGUCCAGUGUCCUUUGAGGAUGUGGCUGUGGAUUUCACAGAAGAUGAGUGGGCUCUGCUGACACCUGACCAGAGAGCUCUGCAUGCAGAAGUCGUGGAGGAGAACUGUGGGAUCAUUGCCUCUCUUGCAAGUGGAAAGAACUUUCAUCAUAGUUCUGGUCUUACUACUCAUCAAAGAAUCCAUUCUGGGGAGAAACCAUAUCAAUGCUUGGAGUGUGGAAAGUGCUUUCAUCUGAACAGCACUUCUCAUCAAAGAAUUCACAUAGGGGAGGAGCCGUAUCAAUGCUUGGAGUGUGAAAAGGCUUCCCGUGAGAAGAAAAUGUUGGCUUUUUAUCAAAGCCAUCAAGAAAUUUACAUAGUGGAGAAACCACACACAUCCUUGGAGUAUGGAAAGAGCUUCAGACAGAAUAGAACUCUCACUAAUCGUCAAAGAAUUCACACAGGGGAGAAACCAUAUCUGUGCCUGGAGUGUGGAAAAAGGUUCAUUCGGAAGUGUGAUCUCACUCAACACCAAAGAAUUCACACAGGUGAGAAACCAUAUCAGUGCUUGGAGUGUGGAAAGAGAUUUAGUGGAAAGACAAAGCUCACUGAUCAUCAGAGAAUUCACACAGGGGAGAAACCAUAUCAGUGCUUGGAGUGUGGAAAGAGAUUCAGUAAGAAAACACAUCUCACCAGUCAUCAAAGAAUUCACACAGGGGAGAAACCAUAUCAAUGCUUGCAGUGUGGAAAGACCUUCAGACAAUAUACAACUCUUGCUUAUCAUCAAAGAAUUCACACAGGGGAGAAACCAUAUGAAUGCUUGCAGUGUGGAAAGAGCUUCAUUCGGAGGUGUGACCUCACUCAUCACCAAAGAACUCACACAGGUGAGAAACCAUAUAAAUGCCUGGAAUGUGGAAAAAGCUUCAUGCAAAAGACAAGUCUCACUUCUCAUCAAGGAAUUCACACAGGGAAGAAACUUUAUAAGUGCACAGAAUGUGGAAAGGUUUUCUAUCUGAACAAAGACCUAAUUCGCCAUCAAAGAAUUCACACUGGAGAGAAACCUUAUAAAUGCAUGGAAUGUGGAAAGUGUUUCACACAAAAGACAAAUCUCACUUCUCAUCAAAGAAUUCACACUGGGGAAAAACCACAUCAAUGCUUGGAAUGUGGAAAGAGCUUCACACAAAAGGUAAAUCUCACUUAUCAUAAAGGAAUUCACACAGGGGAAAAACCAUAUCAGUGCUUGGUGUGUGGAAAAGGCUUCUGUCUGAGAAGAGACCUCACUUCUCAUCAAAGGAUUCAUACACAGGAGAAUCCAUACCAAUGCAGUGUGGAAGAUGCUUCAAUGCAAAGGCAAACCUCCAUAGUCAUGGAAGAAUUCAUGCAAGGGCAAAACCAUUUAAAUACCUGGAGUGUGGAAAUAACUUCAGAUGAAAUAACAAAGGACCAGCAGUGGGCUCCUUUGGAGCACAGAUCCAAGAUGGAAGAGCAAGCCUCAGCUGGCCCUGAAGGAGGAAGGGCCCCCGAUACCAUCAAGACUGAAGAAAGUGGGGAAUUCUGGGAAAGAACCCUGCAGAAGAUCCAGGGUGAGGAAAACAUGAACUCAAAUGUGCAGCACCAGCGUUUCAGGCAGUUCUGCUACGAGGAGGCCAAGGGGCCCCGAGAGGUUUGCAGCCGGCUCCACAAUCUCUGCCAUCAGUGGCUCAAGCCAGAGCAACACACAAAGAUUCAGAUCCUGGACUUGGUGAUCCUGGAGCAGUUGCUGGCUGUCCUUCCAGCGGAGAUGGCAGGCUGGGUGAGGGAAUGUGGAGUGGAGACCAGUUCUCAGGCAGUGGCCCUGGCCGAAGGUUUCCUCCUGAGCCAGGCAGAGGAGAAGAAGCAGGAAGAGUGGCAGGUGAGAGUGUUUCAUUCUCUAGCAGACAAGAAUGUGAAGUUUCACGUAAAGGAUCAGUUUGAAGAAAUGGCUAAUGAUGAUUUCCUUGAGGCAGAAAAUGCUCCAUCAGACACAGGAGAGAAUCUUCCGCAAAGGGGAAAUGUACAGGAGGGUGACGGAGGUUUCAUCUCAUUGGGUGAUGGAAUGAUGCCAGCAAGACCUCCUCAGCUGUCUCUUCUUUGUGCUGGAGGGGAACCCGUUGCUGUGGCACCAGAUCAGGGUCCGGUGUCCUCUGAGGAUGUGGCUGUGUAUUUCGCGCAGGAGGAGUGGGCCCUGCUGGAUCCUGACCAGAGAGCGCUGCAUAGGAACGUCAUGGAGGAGAAUGAUCAGCUCGUUGCCUCUCUUGAAAGUAACAAAUGGGAAACCAAGGAUAAGGGAGAAGUACAAUUAGUGCCCCUGGAAAAAGGCAGACAUAAAAACAGAGAACAGCAGAGAAGGAAAACUGAAGCAAAUCAGAAGAGGUGGAAUAAGCCCUCUGCUUCUCAGGUCAAUAACGACCAAGAAAUUUCAAUCAAAGAAAAAGCAAAUACGGAAUCGUAUAGGAAAAAUUUCAAUUCUAAGUCAGAAGGUAAAUCUCAUUACAAAAUCCUCACAGCUGAUAAAUCAAACGAUUGUUUGGAGUAUGGUGAGAGCUUGAAUCAGAGUUCUACCCUUACUUCCUGUCAGAGAAGUCAAACAGGGGAGAAAUCGUAUCAAUGCUUGGUAUGUACAAAGAGCUUCAGACAGAAGAUAACUCUCCUUAAUCAUGAAAAAAUUCACUCGGGGGAAAAACCAUAUGAAUGUUUAGAAUGUGGAAAGAGCUUCAGACAGAAGAUACAUCUCACUUAUCAUGAAAGAAUUCACACAGGGGAGAAACCAUAUCAGUGCUUGGAAUGUGGAAAGCGUUUUGGUCAAAGUUCUCACCUAACUUGCCAUCAAAGAAUUCAUAAAGGGGAGAAACCAUAUAAAUGCUUGGAAUGUGGAAAGGGCUUCAUUAGUAGUUCAAAACUUACUUCUCACCAAACAAUUCAUACAGGGGAGAAACCAUUUCAAUGCUUGGACUGUGGAAAGAGCUUCAAUCAGAGUUCUUACCUUACUUCUCAUCAAAGAAUUCACACAGAGGAGAAACCAUAUCAAUGCUUAGAAUGUGGGAAGUGCUUCCGUUACAGUUCUCAACUAACUUGCCAUCAAAGAAUUCACAGAGGGGAGAAACAAUAUAAAUGCUUGGAGUGUGAAAAGAGCUUCAGUCAGAAGAUACAUCUCAUUUAUCAUCAAAGAAUUCACACAGGGGAGAAACCAUAUAAAUGCUUGGAGUGUGGAAAGAGCUUCAUUAGUAGUUCAAAACUUACAUAUCAUCAAAGAAUUCACACAGGGGAGAAACCAUAUAAAUGCUUGGAGUGUGGAAAGAGCUUCAUUAGUAGUUCAAAACUAACAUCCCAUCAAACAAUUCACACAGAGGAGAAACCAUAUAAAUGUUUGGAAUGUGGAAAGAACUUCCGUCAAAAGAUGUAUCUCACUUCCCAUCAAAGAAUUCAUACAGGUGAGAAACCUUUUGAAUGUGUGGAAUGUGGGAAAAGCUUCAAUCGAAAGAUUCAUCUCACUUUCCAUGAAAGAAUUCACACUGGUGAAUAUAAAUGACUGGUGUGUAGAAACAGCUUCGGUCAGAAUUAAUUCACAUAUGUGACAAAUCAUAUAAAUGAUGGAGGUCCGCAAAGAGCUUCCCUGUUACCACAAGCCUCGCUUCUCAUCAGUGAAUCCACAAAGUCGAAAACUAGAAAUCAUACAAAUGCAUGGAAUGUAGAAAGAGCUUCAAUUACCACUCUAACCUUCCUUCCCAUCAAUGACUUCACAUGACAAUAAACUAUAAAUGCUUGGCAUAUGGAAAGAGUUUGACUAUGACCUCACUUCCCACCAAAGUAUUCACACAUGGGAACAAUGAUAUACAUUCUUGGGAGUGUGAAAAAAGCCUCACUCUGAAGAGCAACCUCAUUUCUCAUCAACAAAUUCAUGCAAAUUAUCCAUGGGCCAUUCCUGACUUACUAGAUCUUGCAAUUUUGAGACAGCCAUCCCUGCCACAGCAGCCUCUUCAUGAUCUCUGCAGCAGGUAUUUUAUAGUGGAUGCCCCUUUCUCUAAAUUCCAAAUGUGAUGAAAGACCUAAAAAGAUUGGAGACCCCUGCCAUAGAUAUUGCCAGCCUGAAAAAUAUUCCGAUCCUCUGCCUGUUUUAUCAAGUAGAACUAAAUGUGCUCCACUUCACGUCUCUAUGUAAUCAAAAUUGUAUUUACCUGAAAUGGAGUUGUGGAGGGAGAAGGAGGGCAGGUGGAUAUUCUCCAAUUAAGUGUUUCUGCACUGAAAAUCUCAAGUGAUUAAUAUUUUAUUUUCAUUUAUUUUAAAGUCACCCUGGGCUCCUUUGGAAGGAAGUAUGGGGUAUAAAAUUUAAUAAAUAAAUACAUAUUUUAUUUU
Messenger RNA from Rhineura floridana, 5400 nucleotides. RefSeq names its product zinc finger protein 850-like. Bases 41 to 4576 code for a protein of 1511 amino acids. The transcript is spliced from 13 exons. Gene Ontology annotation, biological process: regulation of transcription by RNA polymerase II. The record is from RefSeq and is a predicted model, not a curated record. Lineage: Eukaryota; Metazoa; Chordata; Lepidosauria; Squamata; Rhineuridae. Gene Ontology annotation, molecular function: RNA polymerase II cis-regulatory region sequence-specific DNA binding; DNA-binding transcription factor activity, RNA polymerase II-specific.